Messenger RNA from Staurois parvus, 1362 nucleotides. Lineage: Eukaryota; Metazoa; Chordata; Amphibia; Anura; Ranidae. The record is from the annotation of a GenBank genome assembly.
CACAUCAAUAUCUAUUUUUUAUAUUUUCUCCAUUUUUGUUACAGUUCUUUACAAAAAGAAGAUGAGGACUACGAGGAUGCACCAUCCAAUAAAACAUGGUUACUCACACGCAAAUUCCAUGAUAAUGAUGUGACAUCUAUUUUAAAUGGACUUCUCAAAGGUUAUGACAACAAGCUCAGACCUGAUAUUGGAGUAAAACCAACAGUAAUUCAUACAGACAUGUAUGUUAAUAGCAUUGGACCAGUGAAUGCUAUCAAUAUGGAAUAUACCAUUGAUAUAUUUUUUGCACAAACCUGGUAUGACAGGCGCCUGAAAUUCAACAGUACUAUAAAAGUCCUUCGACUGAACAGUAAUAUGGUUGGAAAAAUUUGGAUACCAGAUACAUUUUUUCGGAACUCAAAAAAAGCAGAUGCGCAUUGGAUAACAACACCUAACCGAAUGUUGCGAAUAUGGAAUGAUGGAAGAGUACUUUACACACUCAGGCUUACGAUAGAUGCCGAGUGCCAACUGCAGCUGCACAACUUUCCAAUGGAUGCGCAUUCUUGUCCUUUGGAAUUUUCGAGCUAUGGUUACCCAAAAGAAGAAAUAAUCUACCAAUGGAAACGAAGCUCAGUUGAGGUGGGAGAUGUACGCUCAUGGAGACUUUACCAGUUUUCUUUUGUUGGACUAAGAAAUACAACUGAAGAAGUGAAGACAACCUCAGGGGACUAUGUAGUUAUGACUGUGUACUUUGACCUGGCCAGAAGAAUGGGCUAUUUUACUAUACAAACCUACAUACCUUGCACUCUUAUUGUUGUUUUAUCCUGGGUAUCAUUUUGGAUUAACAAGGAUGCUGUUCCAGCUAGGACAUCUUUGGGUAUUACAACUGUGCUCACAAUGACCACUUUGAGUACUAUUGCCAGGAAAUCUCUUCCAAAAGUAUCCUAUGUGACAGCAAUGGACCUUUUUGUCUCAGUGUGCUUCAUCUUUGUAUUCUCUGCUUUGGUUGAAUAUGGCACCCUCCAUUAUUUUGUUAGUAAUAGGAAGCCAAGCAAGGACAAAGAGAAAAAGAAGAAAAAUCCACUUCUCUGGAUGUUUUCAUUCAAGGCACCUACUAUUGAUAUUCGUCCACGAUCGGCAACAAUUCAAAUGAAUAAUGCCACACAUCUUCAAGAAAGGGAUGAAGAAUAUGGGUAUGAGUGCCUCGAUGGAAAAGAUUGUGCCAGCUUCUUCUGCUGUUUUGAGGAUUGCCGAACUGGUGCUUGGCGACAUGGAAGGAUACACAUACGUGUUGCAAAAAUUGACUCCUACUCCCGGAUUUUCUUCCCAACUGCUUUCUGUUUGUUCAAUUUGGUCUAUUGGGUAUCCUACCUUUACCUUUAA